Molecule: messenger RNA, 766 nt
Organism: Vespula pensylvanica (western yellowjacket)
Lineage: Eukaryota; Metazoa; Arthropoda; Insecta; Hymenoptera; Vespidae
Gene: RpII18
Product: DNA-directed RNA polymerases I, II, and III subunit RPABC2
Exons: 3
Coding region: 282-674 (130 amino acids)
Biological process (GO): DNA-templated transcription
Cellular component (GO): RNA polymerase II, core complex; RNA polymerase III complex; nucleus
Molecular function (GO): DNA-directed RNA polymerase activity; DNA binding
Source: RefSeq, a predicted model, not a curated record
GAGUUCGAGGAAAAGAAAGAGAAGAAUUGAAGGAUAGUCGGAGAAAGUAGUAGCUAGCCGUGUGAUUAGUUAGACUCGAGACGCGACGGCCUAUCAAAAGACACGAUUCGUGUCACGUGACACAGAUGUAGAAUAACAAUGGGGAUAAUACGUAUAUACAUAAUGUACUACCUCGUGUGAGAAUUCAUUUACAAACUUGCUUGGGUCGAUCGAGUGUUGUUUCAGUAAAAAUUUAUUUUAUUAAAUUCUUUAUAUAAACGUAUUUUGUAUAGACAAUAAUAAUGGCUGACGAUGAUUUCGACGGAGACGAAGUCGCUGAUGAUUUUGAUGAUGUUGAUGAUGACGAUAAUAUCGAAUUAGAACCACAAGAGGAAGAUGGUGAAAACAUUGAAUUAUUAGCCGCUGGAGAAGCUUCUGGGGGCGUUCAAAGAUCUAAAAGAAUCACUACGAGAUACAUGACAAAAUAUGAAAGGGCACGGGUGUUAGGGACAAGAGCGUUACAGAUAGCUAUGUGCGCUCCUGUGAUGGUUGAAUUAGAAGGUGAGACGGAUCCUUUACAAAUUGCAAUGAAAGAAUUAAAGCAAAGGAAAAUUCCUAUUGUAAUUCGACGGUAUUUACCAGAUAACAGUUAUGAAGAUUGGGGCAUCGAUGAAUUGAUUAUAAUAGAUCACUAAACUAUAAGAUAAUAAAAAAAUAUUUUUUUCUUAAAUGUAAUAAGUAUACGCAAACUUGUUAAGUAUAUAAAUAUGUAGGAUUAUUACCUUAA